CAACAACAACAAAAAAUGCAAGGCAACUAAUUCAUUCGCGUUGCUUCGUAUGGAAAAAAAAAAGUUUCUGGAGGAACAACAACAAUUCUGACAGGCUACAAGGGUCAAAGGCUCGCCUUUCAGUAUGAGCGCUUAAAUAUUCAGCUCUUUCUACAAAGCCCUUCCCUCUUCACCUCAAUCUGAUUUAAAUAUUUAGUCCUGCUGCGUCGUUACAAGUCAUGAUACCUUGUAACUGAUUUAGAGGGGGCACUUCAGUCUUGUAAGAGACGUCCUGGAGCAGCCUAAAACUUUAUCUGGGCAUUUUCGCUCAAAGUUUUCACUGACUCUGGAGUGUGAAGAUGGCUGUCAAACUGUUUAUAUUAGAAGGUCCAUUUAUUCCCUUUUGUGAUGUCACUGUGGUCCUCUGUGCUUUUAUUGUGAUCCUCAUUGCCCUCAGAAGCAGGAAAAGUGUGAGAAAAGAUCUGAAUCAUCCUCCAGGACCAACACCCUGGCCAGUCAUUGGCAACAUGCUGCAACUAGGGAAUCAACCACAUAUAUCCCUGACAAAGAUGAGGAGAAUAUAUGGAGAUGUGUUUCAGGUUAAAAUGGGCUCUUUGCUUGUGGUGGUAUUGAACGGUUAUGAUACCAUAAAGCAAGCACUAGUCAGACAAGGAGAAAGUUUUGCUGGUAGACCGGAAUUAUUUACGUUCUCUGCCGUAGCAAAUGGGACUAGCAUGACUUUCAGUGAGAAAUAUGGCGAGAGUUGGAUACUCCACAAGAAAAUAUGCAAGAACGCUCUGAGAACCUUUACUCAGACAGAGGCUAAAAACUCUACCUGCUCUUGUCUCUUGGAGGAGCAUAUUUGUUUUGAAGCCUCAGAGAUGGUCGGCAUGUUAAUGGAACACCCUUGUAAAGAAAGUGGUUUAGACCCCACAAUUCCAAUUGUAAGCUCAGUUGCUAAUGUGGUCUGUGCACUGUGUUUUGGCAAAAGGUACGAUUACAGUGACAAAGAGUUUCUCACCAUUGUCCAAGUAAAUAAUGAAGUGCUUCGAGUUUUUGCUGCAGGAAACUUAGCUGACUUCUUUCCCGUGUUUCGUUACCUGCCAAGUCCUGGCCUCAGGAAAUUAGUCCAAUACAUAGAAAGAAUGAACAGUUUUUUGGCCCGAAAUAUUGAAGAACACUUAACUACAUUUGAUAAGAAUUGCAUCAGAGACAUUACAGAUGCAUUGAUCGCUUUGUGUGAAGACAGGCAUGAAGAGAGCAAGAAUUGCAUGCUUUCAAAUAAACAAAUUGUCAACUCUGUCAUUGACAUAUUUGGGGCAGGCUUUGAUACAAUUAUAGCAGGUUUACAAUGGAGCCUACUGUAUCUUAUACAGUUUCCAGACGUCCAAGCACACAUUCACCAGGAAAUUGAUGAUAAAAUUGGCUCCAGCAGACUUCCAAGGUUUGAGGACAGACCAAAAAUGCCGUACACAGAAGCAUUUAUAUCCGAAGUAUUCAGACAUACAUCCUAUGUCCCGUUUACAAUACCACACUGUACCACAGAAGAUACCAUCCUCAAUGGCUAUUUCAUUCCCAGAGACACCUGUGUAUUUGUGAAUCAAUAUCAAGUCAAUCAUGAUGAUGCUCUGUGGAAAGAUCCAGACAAAUUUCAGCCAGAAAGAUUUUUGGAUGAAUCAGGACAAUCAAACAAAGACCUAACAGAAAAGGUCUUGAUAUUUGGAAUGGGUAAAAGGAGGUGUCUGGGAGACGGGUUUGCCCGUCUUGAGAUGUUCAUCUUCUUAACCACAUUACUCCACCGUUUUCAGAUUAAAAAUGUUCAUGGGCAGGAGCUGGAUUUAAAUGCUGAUUAUGGGCUAACAAUGAAGCCUAAGCCAUACAAAAUCAGUGUUUCUCAGAGACUAUAACAGCUUAUAGAGGGCAAACGAUAUUUAAAGCCACUGGCAAACAACAUACUAACAAUAUUGCAAGCUGAAGAAUUAAAAAUAAAAACUAAGAUAAAUUAAAAUGGCAGUGACAGGCUUUCCUCUUUGAAAGGAAGGUUCAGUGAAAUAUGAAAUUAUGGGAAAAACUAAAGCCAAAGGCAAUAACAAGAAAUGAGCUUAGUGUGCACUGCCUGAUUUUAAAGCAACUAAAUAAAAAAGAAUGUGGAAGUAUGCACUCGGUCUCAUUAGUAGCAAUUAAAAACUGGAUCAGAAGUGGCUGAGAUCCUGCAAAAUUUCAGGGUGAAUUUGAAUGGCCUGACUGGUUCAUUUGGACAAUGCAAAAUGUUUAUCAAGUCCCUACAAUAAAACUAAUGUAAAGACUCUUUGAGUAUACAGUGUAUUAGCUUCUAACUAGUUGUACAAUAUUCCCUUAUAAUGAAAGAUAGUAAUGCUCGUGUUACAGUUUUGAAAUGGAAUAAUGACAAUAUAAAAAGGCUUAUACAGGCAGUGUUCUGCUCAACUAAGAAAUAUUUCUUUGCUAAUAUCUCCGUCAGGAAAAAUAUAGGAACACAUUAGGAAACACUUUUACAAACAUAAGAAUGGUGAAUAUUAUAAGAAGUAGAAUUAAUAUUUACAAUGUUAUAAAUGUAAUUGUCUUUUAGAUCAUUGUGUGUCUUUAUUAACAUCUACAAGUUUUGUAUUUAAAAUCAGGUACUUCAGAUGUGUGAAUUAAUCACAAUAUUUUGUAAGCUCUUAACCAUAUCAGUUGCAAUAAUAUAUAUUGUGUUUUUUACAAAAAUAUUUUAAAAAAUACUCAAAUUUAGUUUUUAUAAAAAUCAAGCAUGUGAAAGUAUAUAAUGUUUCCAUUUCUCUUCUGUUGUCUAGAAAUGCACUUUUAUUUGUUCACUUAAAUGUGUUAUGAUUUAAACUAAAAUUAGGUUUUAAAUAAAUAGCUUUAAAAUAAGUUUAAUUUUGAUUUCAAAAAGGGAAUGUUUUACAUGUAAGCAGCAGGCAGUUUACUGUUAAGUAUGGCUUUAAAUAUGAAUUUGUAUGACUGUUCAAAUCCAAGACUUCAUGCUGAAUACUCAAUGUAUUAGAUUAGGGGCAGUUGUUUUAUUUAGUAAAGUAGAAAACAUUCAGAUACAGUGAAAAAAACAAUGCAUUUCUCUCUGUUGAACUGAACUACGUUUAAGUUGAAUGCAGCUUUAAGUAAUUUUUAGAGAAUAAAUUUGUCCCACUAUUUAUGGUGUUAUAUAAUCUACUUUACAUCUAUAACAGAGGCAUUUUUAAUGAUUUAUAUAACUUGUAGAAAAGCUUUAAAGGAUAUAUUUUAAAGAAGCGUUAAUCAAAAAGAAGAGAUAAAACCUCACAUCUAAAAUUACCCCUAUAAUAUUUAAAAAUUAAACACAUUUCAUAAUUUUAGAUAGCUAAGGUUAUCAAACAGAAAAAAAUCAAGUAUCUCGUCUAGUUAUAUGUUACAUAUACACCCACACACCAUCCAUUUCUCCAUAUUUUAUCUCCAAGAUUUAAGAAAUGCUUCAAGCACGUCUAAAGCUAUUAAUUCAAGCCUGCCUAAGCUGCUGUGGUUGGGAUUUCAGCAGAUAUGUCUUAUUUCAGUUCUUCCUCUAGGCAUUGUAAUUAGAUUUGGUCUCUGUAUUUACAAGAUGUUUUACAAUUUUUACAAAACAUACAUUGUAAAAAGCCUAGAAAAUAGAGUUGUCAAAAAGGAAAUGUGGAAUAAUGACAAAACCAUAACUAAAAGCCAUGAAGACAUUCCAUUAAAUUAGAUAUCUAAAUUAUUCAAGAGAAUAGUUUAGAAUUCUUACUUUCUUACAAUGCCAAAUUAUACAUCUAAAGAAAACCAAUACCGUGGAAUCAUUUGAAGUAACCAACAGUGUAAGACAAAAGCAUGGAAUUAUGAUCACUCAGAAUAAACUUGUUUACUCAUUGUUGGAUGCAAUAUGGGGGAUUCAACCCAAUAUUAUUUGUGUUGUUUUAAGUCUCCUGAGAAUAUAGUCUGGUGGGUUUUGUAGAUCUCAAUCAGUAGACCUUUGAUUUGUUUUGCAAGGGCUAGUUAGGACAGGCAUUGACAUUGAGAGUGCUAAAUACCAUGCAUUUGUUUUUCUCCUUAAAUCAGACAUUUUGUUCCCAGCAGUUUUGUGUAUCUUCCAAUACCCGUUCUUAAUAUAUUGAUGAUACAUAAAAUUCUAAAAAAAUAAAAAAAAUAUUUCAGUCUUUU
Lepisosteus oculatus (spotted gar) is the source of this 4143-nucleotide messenger RNA. It is a transcript of the gene cyp1d1, whose product is annotated as cytochrome P450, family 1, subfamily D, polypeptide 1. Gene Ontology annotation, biological process: progesterone metabolic process; hormone biosynthetic process. Gene Ontology annotation, molecular function: iron ion binding; oxidoreductase activity, acting on paired donors, with incorporation or reduction of molecular oxygen, reduced flavin or flavoprotein as one donor, and incorporation of one atom of oxygen; heme binding. The record is from RefSeq and is a predicted model, not a curated record. Lineage: Eukaryota; Metazoa; Chordata; Actinopteri; Semionotiformes; Lepisosteidae.